ACUGCAUUUGUUUCAGAAUACUGUGGAGAAAAUGUAUGCUAGUCGAGAGGAUAUUGGGUAUGAUUUUGGAGACAACUCAAAAGUUGGAAGUAAGCCAAUUAAGCCUAAUCCAAACAUCGAUGGAGGAUGGGCUUGGAUGAUUGUAUUUUCCUCUUUCCUUGUGCACAUACUUAUCAUGGGUUCCCAAAUGGCCCUUGGAGUACUCAACAUGGAAUGGCUUGAAGAGUUUAAUCAGAGCCGUGGCUUAACAGCGUGGGUCAGCUCCCUCAGCAUGGGCAUCACACUUAUUGUAGGUCCUUUUAUUGGUUUAUUCAUCAGCAUGUGUGGGUGCCGCCUGACAGCUAUAAUUGGAGGGAUACUGAAUGCCCUGGGUUGGAUCCUGAGUGCCUAUGCCUCCAGUGUGCACUACCUCUUCCUUACCUUUGGGGUGACAGCCGGCAUUGGAAGUGGCAUGGUUUAUCUGCCUGCAGUGGUCAUGGUGGGGCAGUAUUUUCAGAAGAGAAGAGCACUUGCACAAGGGCUCAGUACCACAGGAACAGGAUUUGGAGCUUUCUUAAUGACUGCCUUACUGAAGUACCUCUGCGCUGAAUUUGGGUGGAGAAAUGCCAUGUUCAUCCAGGGUGCCAUCUCUCUGAACCUUUGUGUCUGUGGGGCACUAAUGAGACCUCUCUCCCCCAAAGACCUGAGUGAAAAAUCUGUUGUGAGAAGUAAUAGUGAAGAUAAUCAAGCAAAAGCUCUGUCCCAUUCUACAGAGACUAUAAAAUCUAAUGGAGUCCUCGGUGAAGAACCAGAGAAAAAAGAAGAGGCAGCAAAUGAAGGAGUGCUUGAGAGUGCUCAGCACACAGAAAUCGGAGGUAGCUCUGGGAGUGGAAGGAGUAUGUAUGGACUGCGCUUGCUUAAGACAGUGAGCCAGCUGACACUUACAGUCAGGAAGGGCUUUGCACUAUGGUACUCCAGCUACUUUGGAGCUGCAUCACUGUUUACCAACAGAGUAUUUGUGGCCUUUAUAAUUUGGGCUUUGUUUGCCUAUAGCAGCUUUGUCAUUCCCUUUAUUCAUCUUCCAGAAAUAGUCAAGCAGUACAACUUAUCUAGGCAGGACAAUGUAUUUCCUUUGACAUCCAUUAUAGCAAUUGUUCAUAUUUUUGGUAAAGUGAUCCUUGGAAUCAUCUCUGAUCUCCCGUGCAUCAGCACAUGGAAUGUCUUCCUUAUGGCUAACUUUACCCUGGUCACCUGCAUUCUUACUCUGCCACUAAUACAAACAUAUGUCGGCCUGGCUGUGGUUUGUGCUCUAAUAGGAUUUUCCAGUGGCUAUUUUUCUCUAAUGCCUGUUGUGACUGAAGAUUUAGUUGGAACUAAACACCUUGCAAAUGCCUAUGGCAUCAUCAUUUGUGCCAAUGGAAUAUCUGCAUUGUUUGGACCACCCUUUGCAGGUUGGAUCUAUGACAUCACACAAAAAUACGAUUUUUCUUUUUACAUAGCUGGCUUGCUAUACAUGGUGGGAAUAAUAUUUUUACUUAUACAACCUUGUAUUCAAAAGAAACAACCAAGACAAAAAUCUACAGAAGAAGCACAAGUAUAGAACAAAUUCCAGAAGUUUUUUUACAGAACUUUUUUGAUUUCAUGUUUCUAUUGUGUGACAGUAUGAAGAUGUUUUUCUUAUGAAACCAACCACAUUAAGCUGUACUUAAGUGAAAAGCAAAUGUGCUCCAUAAUGCUAAUAAAUUAUGAGAAACAUGCUUUUAAAAUAGUUAAGAUCUCUUACUUUAGAAGUACCAAAUACAGUGAUUAAAAGCACACUGCUAGUCUUUUAAUAUCAGCACAAUGCUAGUAGCCUUUACCCUUGCUUCUCUUUCAACUUUUCACCACUAACCACUGGUGAGAAUCCACUGACUGCAGUGCAGUUACUCCUGAUUUACACGAGUCCUAGAGAGAAUUUGGUCAGGACAUGAAUGAUUUAUAAAGGUCCCUCCUACUAUGUGUUCAGUCUGAUAGUUACAGAGUAUAAGAAAAUGAUUGUAUUUCUUGCCUGGCUAGUCAAGUACUGUUGAAAUGCUAGUAUAAGAACUCCAUUAAUUGAAUGUUUUAAAAUCACUAUUUCUGUGAUACAAAACUGAAGAAAAGUUCUUAUAUUUUUCUGAAGUGACUCAUUUUGACUU
Manacus vitellinus (golden-collared manakin) is the source of this 2156-nucleotide messenger RNA. RefSeq names its product solute carrier family 16 member 14 (gene SLC16A14). The record is from RefSeq and is a predicted model, not a curated record. Gene Ontology annotation, molecular function: monocarboxylic acid transmembrane transporter activity. The coding region runs from base 32 to 1579 and encodes 515 amino acids. Lineage: Eukaryota; Metazoa; Chordata; Aves; Passeriformes; Pipridae. Gene Ontology annotation, biological process: monocarboxylic acid transport; transmembrane transport. The transcript has 4 exons.